UCCGCCGCUGUUGGCGGACGUCAGCCGCCCGCCGCCGCAGGUGCCGGCUACGCAGGCGCUCACUCUGCAGGAGCGGCAGACCUACAUCCUGCAGCUGAAGGCGGCGGCCCUGCUCGGCGGCAAAGGUAUGAAGCGCAGCCUGGCGGGCGAGGAGACAAUGAGCACCACCAAACGCUACCGGCCGCAGGACAUGUCGCUGCGCCUGCUCAUCAGCAGCCGGGCGGCCGGCUCGGUGAUUGGCAAGGGUGGCUCGAACAUUAACCGGCUGCGCGAGCAGAACGGUGCCACAAUUUCAAUCCCCGACACGUUGGGCCCGGAACGUGUAGUCAACAUCGGUGCCGAGCGCGACACCACGCUGAAGAUCGUCGAGGAUCUCUUGCCCAGCCUGGACGAUGUGCCCGGCCGCGACCCGGACUCGACCGAGGGCGAACUCCGGCUGCUGGUGCACACCAGCCAGGCGGGCAGCAUCAUCGGCCGCUCCGGCUUCAAGAUCAAGGAACUGCGCGAGGAGACGGGCACGCAGGUGCGGGUGUACACGGAGCCGUGCCCACAGUCCACGGACCGGGUGACGCAGAUAUCGGGCCCGCGUGCCAGCGUGCUCCAGUGUCUGGGCCGCAUCCUGACGCUGCUGGCUGAGAACCCGCCCAAGGGCCUCGUCAACCCGUACGACCCGGUCCACUACGACGAGGUGUUCGCCUCGGAAUACGGGGGCUUCUCAGAGGGCCGCGGUCGGGCCGGGCCGCAGGCCGCCCUGGGGCGCGCCGGCUUCCCCGGUCGUGGCGCCAUGGCCGCCAUGGCCGGCGCUCGUGCCUACGGCGUUGGCGGCGUGACGGGCGCCCGUGGCGGGUACGGUCGCGGCGCCAUAGGCAUGGGCGUGGCUGACAGCGGCAUGAACAUGGGGUACGGCAUGGCCGGCCAGGUGAACCAGCUGCCGCCGGGCGGCAUGGACUUCAGCGCACCGGCGUCCUCCACCAGCCUGACGCCCGUGCCAGCCGUCAGCGGCGGCGACCAGCAGACGCAGCAGUUCUCCGUGCCCAAGGGGGCGGCCGGCGCCAUCAUCGGCAAAGGCGGGGCGCGGAUCCGCAAAAUCCGCGCCGACUCGGGCGCGCAGAUCAACAUCGACGACGUCAAGGACGGCCAGGUGGAGCGCAUCGUCACCAUCAGCGGCUCGGCUGAGCAGAUCCAGAUGGCGCACUUCCUCCUGCAAAAAUGCGUACGCGAGAACAGCGACGGCGCCUACUGAGCCUCCUGCUGCCGCUGCCCGGGAGGACCCAUGCAUUCCACUCGCUCCGUCAGCGUCACACUUCGGCCAUCCAAUGUACUCGUGUUUUGCUUUACGGCCGAUAGGAAGCGCGCAGUUGGUCUUGCCACCAGUCUGGACGGCUCGGAUCCUCGCAGCCUGAGUAACCGUUUGAGGCUGCAAUGGACUGUACAUGCUUUUCUGGUAUUUUGCAGUAAACCUGGUGCUUGCAAGAAUAUAAUGAGCUUCCUGA
This is a messenger RNA of Pollicipes pollicipes, 1493 nucleotides long. RefSeq names its product heterogeneous nuclear ribonucleoprotein K. Gene Ontology annotation, molecular function: RNA binding. The transcript has 11 exons. The coding region runs from base 128 to 1243 and encodes 371 amino acids. NCBI's taxonomy places the organism in Eukaryota, Metazoa, Arthropoda, Thecostraca, Pollicipedomorpha, Pollicipedidae. The record is from RefSeq and is a predicted model, not a curated record.